AGCCACCGGCAGCGAGGAGCGAGAGCGCAGCCGGAGCGCCGCAGAUCCUCGGUGCUCACAAGCCUGCUAACACCAGCAGCCCUUCACCGCCCAGUUUCUUUUUAACUCAACCCUUUUACUCCCUCCCGCAGGCAGAGCUCCAGGACUAGGAUGACUGGGAAGACCCAGACCAGCAACGUGACCAACAAGAAUGACCCACGCUCCCUCAACUCCCGCGUCUUCAUCGGCAACCUCAACACGGCCGUCGUCACCAAGGCCGACAUCGAGGCCAUCUUCGCUAAAUACGGGAAGAUAGUGGGUUGCUCUGUUCACAAGGGCUACGCCUUCGUUCAGUACGUCAGCGAGAGGAACGCCCGGGCGGCUGUGGCCGGGGAGAACAGCAGAGUCAUCGCUGGACAGUCUCUAGAUAUCAACAUGGCAGGAGAACCAAAACCAUACAGACCGAAGAUGCUCUCCAAGAGACCUCUCUCAUCCAUUUACAGUGGCUAUGAGUUUGACUAUGACUACUACAGAGAUGAUUUCUACAGCAGACUCUUCGAGUACCACGGCCGCGUGGUGCCCCCGACCCGAGCCGUCAUCCCCAUUAAACGUUCUCGGCUAGUUGUUCCAUCCAAUCGCAGAGCCAAAUCCUCCUUUCCGGUCAGAGCCUGUUCUUCCUCCUCUUCCUCCUCCACUUCAUCCUCCCGAGCAAUCAACAUUGGCUCGUCCAUCACUGGUCCUAAACAAUGUACUCGCCAAAGUAAAAGCUGUGACCAGGGAACAAAGGCUUUGCAAAUGAAAAAAAUGAAGACAGACCAGCUCCUAACCAUCAAGAAGGAGCUGUCGCAGAUCAAGACAAAGAUCGACUCACUGCUGGGAAGGCUGGAAAAGAUUGAGAGGCAACAUCGCUCCGAGAACGAGAUGCAGAGGAAACAGGAGGAGGUGUGUGAUCGUCUCCAUGGUGAUGCCGAAGACAACUCCGGAGGAGAGGAGGUGGAGGGAACAGCUGAGGUAGAGGCAGGAGAGAUGACGGACGGAGGCGAGGAUGACUUUGAAGAUGAAGGAACCAGCGACAUGAUAGAGAACCACAUAUCGGACAUUGACAACUGAAUAAGACGUUGCGACACUGGAUACCAGCAAAAUCCUCUCGAUCAGGGAGGUGUGUUUAAAGUGAAAGGAAACAACGUGGGAAGUGACUGACAGCAGAGGAAGAUGUUUUCAGACGUGUUGCAGCUUGUUUGCCUCAUCCAAACAUCACACUCCUGAUGUGUGCUUUAUCUAAAUGCAGGAUAUAAAUAUUCUCCAGAAUACUGCAAGAUGCAAAGAGCAUUGAAUAUUCUCAACUCAGUACGGUUGCUUUUCUAAAAAAAAAUGCAGACAAACGCAGUAUAUUGUGUGCUUAUCAUCUAUUGUUCUGUAUUGUGCAUAUAAAAUACAGUUAUGUGAAUGGAAGAACAUGAAAUGGUCUCUUUUUGUUGUAUUUUGCUGUAUGUUCAUGUUUCUGUGACUCAGCCACACUGCAGGGAGAGAGAUGAAUAUGAAUGUAAGUUAAACUUGUAUUUUUUGGCACCUGAUGACAAUGUGAUUUGUUUUCAUUGUACAUUUGGGUGAAAUCUACUCAUGAUUUAUACUGUGUUUCACACUGUAUUGGAUGCAUACCAUGUUUCUCAUUUGCUGUUCACAACAAGGAGCUUUUUAAAAUUUAUUUAUAUUCUUUUCAUAGUGAUCUGAAGAUGACUAAUUGUUUUCAGCAUGUUCAAGGUGUGACUAUUACAGAUAAUUUGUACUCAUUGCAUUUGUUGUACAGUCCUGGAUGAUAACAAUUUUUGAAAUAAAUCUGCCUCCCAUCCUUGAAAA
Messenger RNA from Gambusia affinis (western mosquitofish), 1836 nucleotides. Its product is annotated as RNA-binding Raly-like protein. The coding region runs from base 151 to 1089 and encodes 312 amino acids. Gene Ontology annotation, molecular function: RNA binding. Lineage: Eukaryota; Metazoa; Chordata; Actinopteri; Cyprinodontiformes; Poeciliidae. The transcript is spliced from 10 exons. Gene Ontology annotation, cellular component: nucleus. The record is from RefSeq and is a predicted model, not a curated record.